This is a messenger RNA of Coregonus sp. 'balchen', 6936 nucleotides long. The record is from the annotation of a GenBank genome assembly. NCBI's taxonomy places the organism in Eukaryota, Metazoa, Chordata, Actinopteri, Salmoniformes, Salmonidae.
AACAGGCCAAACGUUGUGCUCACUGUCCCUCCUCCCACUCCCCAGGUUAACAAUGCCACGGCCAGGGUGAUGACCAAUAAGAAGAUGGUCAGCCCCUACCCCAACGGAGAGGCCCUUAGCACCCUGCCAUACGGUAACCAGAUGCACACCGCUCCAUUAGCCUCAUUACGAUCCAUACAACACUUCAAUACCCAUCUUCCUGUGUAUCCACUAUCUAUAUGAAACCCUCCUGUUUCUGCCUCCUCUCUGCUUCUCAGCUGGGUGGAAGUUAAGCCCAAUGGUGCAGGCUAUGUACGGACCAGAGCUCUAUGCAGGUAAACCUUGUCUUCCUCUUAGAUUGCAUGCCCUUUAUUUCACCCAAAUCCACUUGUCUUCAUUUACACAUUCCUAAUUCAUAGUGCCCCCCAGGCGUUGGAUGUUCAUUCUCUCUCUCUCUCUCCUUUCCUCUCCCUCAGUUCCAGGGUUCCCCUACCCGUCUGCGGCAGCGGCGGCCUCCACGGCAGCUGCGUUCCGUGGUGCCCACCUUAGGGGCCGGGGGAGGCCAGUGUACAGCGCCGUGCGUGCGGCAGUGCCGCAGCCUGCCCUCCCUGCCUACCCUGGGUAACAGAUUCAACUACAGAAUCCAUCCUCUGAAAGGACACACAUAAGAUGACAUAUUUACACAUUUCUAUACAUUCCUCAAUAGUUUACUAUAAAUACCAAUAAGCGUAAUGUCAUUAAUUUGGUAGUAUAGACACUCAUACACAAACUCCCUCUGAUGCAGAGCAGAACACUAAUUUGAUCCUGUGCGUCACGCUGCACAGAAAGACCAGACACAUUUUUUUCAUAUUUUUCUAUGUUCCAGUAAUUCCGCAAGAUUGUCUCAUAGAGAAAUUGUACUGUGUUGCAUGUUGCUGGGCUUUGCCAAUUGGUUAAUGAGGAUGCAAUUGCUGUGAUAUUUUGGAUUUUAAAAACUAGUGCUGCAGGAAAUGCCUCUUCCGUAUUUAAUCCACUACUGCCUGUCUUCAAACAAACGACUGGCUGACUUGUCCUCUCUGUCUGUCAAGGACCUUUUCCUCAUCAAUGUAAAUGAGCCUCCAUUCCCUCUCCCUGGGGGAUGCUGCUAGAGGAUGUUACCCUAUAGUACAGUCAUGUUUAUCAUUACCACUUUGUUCAGCAGUAAUGGAAGAAAUUAAUGGAAGUGGUAUUUCCUCUGCAUGCUGCAUGUGUGUGAAAUAACUUUUCUAUCUCUCUCUCUCUCUCUUUGUGCGUUCACCUUUCCCCUCAAUCAUCUCACUGUUUACUUUCAUCCACCCUGGCUUUCGUUCCUGCCACUCUGGUCUUGGACCAUCUCACUGUACACACCGACCCUUCCAUCUCCACUUCUCCUGUUCCUCCCUCCUUUGUCCCUCCCUCUCUCCUCCCUCCAUCCCUCUCUUUCUGUCUGCCCUCUCUUCACCUGCAAUCUCCUCUAUCUGCCCCUAUCUGACUUUCUCUCUCAGCGUGGUGUAUCAGGAUGGUGGGUUUUAUGGAGCUGCAGACUUAUACGUAAGUAUAUUCCCACUCCUCACUCUCCCUCACGACUCUCUCUCCUUUCUCUCUGUGCGUUUCUGCAUGUGCAUACGUAAAUGCGCUGCCCAAAUGUGACUGAAAAAAUCAACUGUUUCAUGCACACAGCUCCUAUAUUGAAUUAUGCUAAGGGUAACACUCUUUAUUUUACCAGUCCACCACUGCUUGGAAUCACACCAGUGGGUCUGAGUUUCCCCAGAGGACAGACCGACUGUAACAGAGGAUGUUGUAGUCUGGUGUUGUAACACGGGGUUCCAACAUGGGUAGCCGGGCCGCUCUGUGUGCGCUUGUGUCAGGCCGCGUGUCUGUCAGUGUGCGUGCGUCCAGGUUGACAAUGGCUGUUUCUGUUCUCUCUAUAGAAUAGUGUUUCAGGACUCAGUCAUUAGUAGCAGAUUGGCUCAGGUAGGGUCAAUUACCAAACACAGUGUGCAUUUGUGUUAUCCCUCUGGUGAUUAUGAUCUUUUGAUGUUGUUUUGUUUUGAAACGGUAACUUGCUUUUUUCAUUUUCCUACUAACUCACUGACAUCUGCACAGGUGGAUUGUGGGGAAGGGGUUUGUUACUAAGCUACUAAACAGCGUGUGUUUUUUGGCAGUUUGUUCAAGGAGAACCUGGUCUCUGAAAUUUAGACUGCUGACAGUGAUAACAUGAAAGACGGCAGUUGUAUUUGUCCUUUAAGUCACUGGCAGAGAGCCUCUUAUUUCAUACAAACACCAUUGUUCCCAGCACCAUUUCUUAUAAUUGGAAGUUACCACAGCCAUUAUGCUGAGUAACAUCCAUAGCUGUAACAGGUACAGAGAUGAGCUGGAAGAUACUCUAUCUGUGUAGCAGCAGUGCCCUAUGGGGCUGAAAUUAAAGAUGAGGAGAACACAGUUUCUUAUUACUAAAGCCUGUCCCCAACCCCUUCCCGGUCUCAACUCUGUCUGGAGCUACAAUUACUGAAGCAUGCUGAUCAACGUCUGCAUGCACUAUAGGCAUAGGCCUACCUUUCCCCUCUCCCCCUUAUCUUCUCCCCCUCAGCCCCCCUCCCCCUGCCUCUGUCCUGUCACUAGUUGUACUGCAGGUUUCCAGGGGAAUGCUGGGGGUUGUGUUCUGUAUGAUUAGGUCCAAAUGCAGUGGUGUGUUCAAAUAAGUUUGCGUUGAAUAGGGGCAUGCAUGCUGUCUCAAUGCCAGGAGGUGACACUGUGAGUGUGUUUGCGUGUGCCAUCUCUAUUUUCCCCCUCUUUCUUUGUCUAUUAUAUGCAUAUGAGAGAUCACAAAGAUAAUAUGGAUGAUUCGUGUAAAUGUUACUUAUAUCUUUCUCUAUAAUUCAGAAUCUUUGAUAUGCUGCAUUAUUGACGAUUGUCAACAACCUCCACUGUUUUUGGUUUUUUUUAUUUGUUGUUAAUACUUCAAUCUUUAACCACAAAUGUUCUAAACUUGGUCGUUGUACUGUGUGAUUCUUUAACUCACUCUGCACUUACACAACUCUGCCUCAGUAAUAAUCCUGUCUACCUCAGCUGUACUGUGGUGAUAACCUCCAUUUGUCCCUCUGUCUCCCAGGGAGGCUAUCCUGCCGCUGCCUAUCGCUUUGCUCAGCCUGCUGCUGUAACCGGGGCAACUGCUGCCGCUGCUGCCGCUUACAGUGACAGGUAAGAAUAAGGACGUUCGUCUGAGGACUUGCAUCCAAAACCAGCAGCCUCGAAAUGCAAUAAUGUGACCAGACUUUUAAACAAUAACAUGCUAGGCUAUGACUCACAGUAUAAAUUAUUUAGUUGUGUUUUUUUUUGGUGGGUAUUUAUGAUACACUUGAUCUUACAAAUAUUUUGUUAUGUGAUUGUAAUAUCUCAGCCUAUUCAGUGCAAGGUGUGUGUUAUAUUCUCACUAACUAUGUGCAGCUAAAAGAUGUGUGUUGGUAUUCCCCUGGGACAGUUAUGGACGAGUGUACACUACAGAUCCCUACCACGCUCUAGGUCCUGCUGCUGCUGCCUAUGGAGUCGGUGCCAUGGUAAGAGCACCCCAACCUCAACACUACAACAACAGGCUGGAAACUGAAUUAUCUUCACUUUAUGUAAAUGUAUUUAUUUACUUCUUGCAAAUCUUUUUCACUGCUGUCUGUUGUUUAAAAAAAAAAGACAGCUACAUCCUCCUUUCCUUAUUUCUAAUUUCUCUUUCUCUCUCUCCCUUUCUCUUUGUUCCAGGCUAGUUUAUAUCGGGCUGGAUACAGUAGGUUUGCUCCUUACUAAACAGCACUCGCACCAUGGAAUUCCAUAUUUCUGAACCUCUUCAUUUGGAAAGAGCUCCCCUCCAUUUUCUACGGGGUGGUAGUAUAAACCCAUGUGUUUUGGAAAAAGGUCAUCCAAUCAAGAUAAACUCAACUGUAACUCGGCUUGCUUCAACUGUCACACUCACAGUGACAUAGUAAUGGACGAAUGAAAACUGCCUGUGAAUUUCAAGACUGGCAACAAUGAUUGAAGACAACUGUGGGAAGAACAAGAAUGGUUACAUAAAAAAACACUAUUGGACGUGGAUGGAGAAAUUGCUGCCCACCAGUAACUUUUUACACUACAGCAUUACAAACCUUUGCUCCUAAUAGUCUGUGUGGUAAUAAUACCCAAUGCCUAUGUUACCAAAUUUAAUAUGUACACAUACAAAACUGUGCUCAGUGUGUUAGUUCAGCCUCAAAGUAGGCCAUCUCUAGCCUGAAACCCUAGGUCCUUUAUAUGAAGCACUACAUUGACAAAAACCUGCCCAGUGGAGGAAUCGCAUCAGUUAAACACCUGGGCAAAGCAAGGAACACGUCCAAGUUCUUUUUUUCUUUUAAAGAACCUGUUCAACAAAAAGGUGAAUGGCAUGGAGAAAUGCAAAAGUAGCGAAAAGUCCAUAAUCUGACGCAGUUAAAUCUAGGUAACAGCUGUUGCUCUGAAAAUGAUUAGAGCAAUCCAAACAGUCUACCAUUACACCACCAACCCAACUGUAAAAGACAAAAAAUAAGAUAAACGGUGUGAAAAUGACAAGGAAAAAGAAACAAAAUGACUUGUUUUUGUUCUGCAUUACCUCAGUUGUUCUUUUCUUUAAUUGUCUAUGAAAAAGCAUUAUUAUAUAAUGUGGAUGCAAUUAAAUUACAUCCACCAUCAUCAUUUUCACAUUUUCCAGUUGAUUAAUACUGUUAUUGCUGGUCUAUAAGUAUUAUGAUUAUUAUUACUGUAGUUGCAACUAUAAUGACACAAGUGUUUCGAUCUGUAUCAUGCAUCCUUACUAUUAUAUACCUACAUUGUCUUCUUUUUUCCUUUUGAGAAUAUUGUACAACUCAUGCCUGCUCAACACAACUCCUUAUACAUUUCUCUUUACUAGACUAUAUGACAUUCCAGGUGUAGCAUCACAAUUGUGACUGAAAGGGGUAGAAACAUUGAAAGUGUCUGGCCGUAGCUAACAAGCUGUAUAAACCAGUCAUGCAAGCUGGACCCAGCUAUUCACAGAUAAGAAUGGACAUCUUAGGGGUUUGUGGGAACAAACCAGAUGGUAGGAAACAUAUGACAGUUACAAACACUACAAGUUGAGGUUACUUUUGGUUUCACCAUUUUUAAUAUAUUUUCUGUCAAAUUGACACAAAAAUACAGACACACGAGAAGUGAAACACCCUAAUGUUCACCCAAUGCAAUCUUCCUCCCUCCUAAGUCUUUGGGAAUGUUAUAGUCCAGUAUGUAUUAAAGUCACUGCCUCAAUGCUUCUUUAAGGUACAGGAAGUGACCAACAAAAAUAUAUAAAUAGUCUUUGACCUAUUAUGUAUCUCCAUAUACUCUGAAUAUGUUAUUAUUGCUAUUGUUUGUCAUUUGGUUCCAAAGAUUCUCUAAAAGCACACUUGUUGGUCAAGUGUACACACAUUUAUUAUACUUUUUAUGAUUGUUGUUCUUGCUGUUAUUUUAGCUUUUAUUCUAUUUUAUGGUGGGUUCAAAGUGCACCCUUUCAGUUUGCUCAUGGGGGUGUUUUAAAAGUACCCUGUCCUGGGAGAUGUCAUCUGAGAAGUGGAGAGAGAAGAUGGGGGGCAAACAUGAAUUUAUUUACAUCUUAUAGCAACUAAUUAAUAGACUUAAAAUCACAAAAAUAAAUUUGGGAACUGGCAAAGUUGGCCUUUUAAAACGGGGCUGCUGAAUGUGCCGAGGGGUUUGGAUGAAGUGGUCCCAGGCAGAUGAAAAGGCAGUGUAAAAUGUUGGGUUAAAUAGAACAUUUAGGAGUCCACAGUAGACUUGAGAGGGGGAUUUGACAUUUUGAUACAGAAUAAAUGUCAGAUUAGAUUGAAUGUGAUGGUGAAACAAAGCGUUCUAUUCCACACAAUUUUAAAGAGCCUCCCCAAGCCUCCUUUGUCCAAUUGGGAGUGAGUGUGUAGUUCAGGGACAGUUCUAGGGUGGAGGACCCAGAGAGCUGAGCCAUAAACCACCUGUUGACAUGAUGAGUACCAUGUUACUAGCUGUUUUAUCAGGGCUGAAAUAGGAGAGGGACCAGGUGAAGGAGGGUGAUACAUACAGCUGCAUUAGUUAUUCUGUUGAGUAUUUAUGCCAUGAUAUAAUGAGAAUAAGAAUUUUGAACUUUUCUUAAAAAGUAUUAAAAGUAUCAGUAUGCAUGUUUUUGUGAGAAGGACAGGGUCAAAAGUCAUUUCAUUUGUUGCAUGAAUCAAACAAUUUCUAUGGAAAGGAGGUUAUGUGAGAUAUGAAGGCAGGAUUGAGAGGGGUCUCAACAUAGUCCACUUUAGUUUGUUUGUAGCUAGGGGGAAUAAUGAUAUGUAAAACACUGCUUGUUUAUGCCUGGGUUAUCUAUGUUCUUCUGUGGUCAUGAUAUCAUUUGAAUUACCAGUUAUAUCUCUUAGUUCAAUUUUAAUGUGGAAUGUUGAAACCCUGCAGUUUUUCUUUUGAAGUAUGUUAAGUAAACCAAUGACAUUGUCCCACCAUGCACACAUCAGUUUAGCACAGACAGAACUAAGGUUGAUGUUUCCAAUGCGCUGCAUUGUAGCACAAGACUGCUCUGGCACAGCAACUGACCAUCCCUCCAUAACGUUCCACUUGUUACCCAGCAGUGGCCCUCUCACGGCUGCUGAGAUCACCUUAGACCCAGCUGUGUCUGACUUACCCCUGCACUGUGCGGAAGUCAACCUAGUGGGAGUUGUUGGACAGGGAUUUCAUAUGAGUUGGAAUUGCAUGUGACUUUUUUGUUUUCACAUGUGCAUUGCUAAGCUCAUUGAUCCAAGUGAUAUUUUUUUAUUUUCUUCAACAAGUGACUUGUGUGUUUUUCCUCAUGUUUGCCCUCUGUUUCCUGUCAUUGUUAUUGAAUGUACAAAAUAAACGGUUUGGUUUUUAUACUCCUCUUUUCUCAACUCCUCAUUUGGGUAAAAUGUUUGGUAGAUUUUGUUGCCAUUG